GGGUUUGGCCACCGUCCUCAAAUCACAGUUCUCGUGGUGUAUCGCGAUCAAUCGGGUUAUAUAAAUACCCAACGCCGCUGCACAAUCGGCCAUUUCGUCUGUGUAGGCCAUCAGUCGUAUAGUGCAGUCGGGGCUUAUUGAGUUUACUGGUAACCUGAGAGUCACAUCAAGAACAUCAAGAUGAAUGAGACAGCGGUAUCGUUUGCCAAGGACUUCUUGGCUGGUGGCAUCUCCGCCGCCAUCUCCAAAACAGCCGUCGCCCCAAUUGAGAGAGUCAAGCUUCUCCUUCAGGUCCAGCAUGCCAGUAAGCAGAUCACCGUGCACUACAAGGGAAUCAUGGACUGCAUGGUCCGUAUCCCCAAGGAACAGGGCUUCCUUUCCUUCUGGAGAGGUAACCUUGCCAAUGUCAUCAGAUAUUUCCCCACCCAGGCCCUCAACUUCGCCUUCAAAGACAAGUACAAGAACAUCUUCCUUGAUGGCGUUGACAAGCGCACCCAGUUCUGGAGAUACUUUGCCGGUAACCUGGCUUCCGGUGGAGCCGCUGGAGCGACCUCCCUGUGCUUCGUGUACCCCCUCGACUUCGCCCGUACCCGUCUGGCUGCUGAUGUUGGAAAGGCUGGGGCCACCAGAGAGUUCAACGGUCUUGGAGACUGCCUGACCAAGGUGUUCAGGUCUGAUGGUCUGAAGGGUCUAUACCAGGGCUUCAAUGUGUCCGUGCAGGGCAUCAUCAUCUACAGGGCUGCAUACUUUGGAAUCUAUGACACCGCUAAGGGUAUGCUUCCAGACGACAAGAAAAACAGUAUAUUGGUGAGCUGGAUGAUUGCACAGAGUGUGACAGCGGUUGCUGGCCUGACCUCAUACCCCUUCGACACUGUCCGUAGACGCAUGAUGAUGCAGUCCGGCCGCAAAGGAGCUGACAUCAUGUACACCGGGACCAUGGACUGCUGGCGUAAGAUCGCAAAGAAUGAGGGUAGCAACGCCUUCUUCAAGGGAGCACUGUCCAACGUGCUCAGAGGCAUGGGUGGUGCCUUCGUGCUUGUGUUGUACGAUGAGCUGAAGAAAGUCCUGUAAAUUGUCCUAUUGUCACGUCACUGUCCAAUUUGGCUAAAUGUAAUAACUCUCCAUUUCUAUGGACUCUGCAUUCUGCCUUAUUUAUGGGAACAAAUCUAUAGUGUCCCACCCUAGUUGUGGGCAAAGGCUGUACGUUGUGCAUCUUCAUUAUUUUAAACGUUCCACACCCUCUUUACCACUGUCAUUCCUGUUAAAGAUUAUCUGAUACCUCCUCCUCCUCCUGUCAUUCACUAGGUUUGUAUGGUCCCAAGUUGAAUAAACCUAUUCUGGGAACAAACUAUA
This is a messenger RNA of Gymnodraco acuticeps, 1353 nucleotides long. RefSeq lists its product as uncharacterized. Gene Ontology annotation, biological process: mitochondrial ADP transmembrane transport; mitochondrial ATP transmembrane transport. Lineage: Eukaryota; Metazoa; Chordata; Actinopteri; Perciformes; Bathydraconidae. Gene Ontology annotation, molecular function: ATP:ADP antiporter activity. The coding region runs from base 181 to 1071 and encodes 296 amino acids. The transcript is spliced from 4 exons. Gene Ontology annotation, cellular component: mitochondrial inner membrane. The record is from RefSeq and is a predicted model, not a curated record.